AUGGCGGCGUCCGAGCCCCCCAACUUCUCGUGGGGCGAGGGGCGGCUGGCGGGCCUGGCCAUGCCGCGGGAGCCGGGCCACUACCGGUUCCUGCUGGGCCAGGGCGUGCGGCACCUGGUGUCGCUGUCGGAGCGGGCCCCCCCGCACCACGGGUGCUGCCCCGCCAUCCAGCUCCACCGGCUCCGCGUGCCCGACUAGCCCCCGACCCCUGCGCAGAUCCAGGGCUUCCUGCAGCUGGUGGAGGAGGCCAACGCCCGUGGCGAGGCUGUGGCGGUGCACUGCAUGCUAGGGCACGGCCGCACGGGCACCAUGCUGGCCUGCUACCUGGCGAAGGCGCGGAGGAUGGAUGGCGGCGACGCCAUCCGGGAGAUCCGGCAGCUGCGGCCCGGAUCCAUUGAGACGUGGGAGCAGGAGCAAGCUGUGAUCCAGUUCUGCCGGAGUGUUCGGUAG
Molecule: messenger RNA, 450 nt
Organism: Tyto alba (common barn owl)
Lineage: Eukaryota; Metazoa; Chordata; Aves; Strigiformes; Tytonidae
Product: dual specificity protein phosphatase 23-like
Biological process (GO): protein dephosphorylation; cilium assembly
Molecular function (GO): protein tyrosine/serine/threonine phosphatase activity
Source: RefSeq, a predicted model, not a curated record